CCUCCUUUAUGCGAACUGGCAGAAGUGCUAAGGACUGAAGAAGGAAAGUCGAAGAACGAAGACGGAGCUUCAGAGCUUGCGACGAAGAAGCUGUGAGCUGCGACCCUGCGACGAAGACGCGAACACCAGACCACCAACCGCGCCGUCUGCUGCCGUCCACGCGUCCAGUGACCUGCGUCGACCGUCCUUCCUCUCCCCCUCUCCGGACUUCGGCUCUGCCUGCGGCUCUGUCUCCAGGUCCACUGCUCCAGGCUUGUUUCCAAAAGCUCGUGCCAAAAUCUUCUGAGUCUCCAAAGCAAAGCUGCAGACAAAAAGUAGAAGUUGCUGAUGAACCUUCCCCCUGAAAGCAUAAGAAUUGCCCAGAAAGUGUCUCUCCUUGCCCCUCUUCUCCUGCCUUCUCUAGUGUUGAGCAGGAAAAUUGGUAUUUUGAGAUCAGGGCAGCUCCAAAGGGGAUUGGUUGGGGUUUGUUUGAACAAUAGGAUGGAUUUUGGAGUGGUGAGACCAGCAAUAGAAGGUUAUGCUGAUGCUGCAAUUGAAGCUAUAAAGUGUGGCCAUGUUAUUGCUGUCCCCACUGAUACACUUUAUGGCUUUGCUUGUGAUGCUUGUUCUGCCAAGGCAGUUAAUCAUAUAUAUGAGAUUAAAGGGCGUAAGUAUACAAAUCCACUUGCAAUUUGUGUUGGGGAUGUUCAUGACAUUCACAAGUAUGCAUUCACUGAUCAUUUACCCAACGGCUUGCUUCACUCUCUCCUUCCUGGUCCUGUUACUCUUGUGUUAAGUCGAGGUGAGUCAAGUAUCCUUGAGGAAUCUUUAAACCCUGGAGUUGAGAGCAUAGGAGUUAGAGUACCAGAUAAUAACUUUAUUAGGGUAAUUGCCCGUUGUUCUGGAAGUGCACUUGCACUUACAAGCGCAAAUCUUAGUGGUCAAGCUAGCAGCAUCAAGAUCAGAGACUUUGAGAACCUCUGGGGGCACUGUGCGUAUAUCUUUGAUGGUGGUGUUCUUCCAGCUAGGCGUGCAGGUUCCACCGUGGUGGAUCUCACUAAACAAGGAAAGUAUAAGAUAUUACGAUCUGGAAGCGGCCUGGAAGAAACUGUAGCGAUCCUUCAAAAGUUCUCAUUAAUAGCAGCAGCAGCAGCAGAUGGAAGUUGAGUGAUGUGAAUUUUGUGUUCACUGAUGCACAAAGGGGUAAAAUACCCCAAGUGAUCAUAUGUGAAGCUCACAAAUAUAGUUGCUGAGUUUUUAUGGUCGUAUUUCUUGUACACGAAGCACUUCAGCACUUGGAGAUCAUUCUGUAUCGGCAUACCUAUGAAAGAAGGUUGUAGACUUUUGGAGUAGUUGAAGAUCCAGAAUGGUGGUGGACUGGUUGCCAAUGGUCAGUAUGCACGAGAUAAACAUUUCAUAAUUUUAUUGAAAGACGAAGGGCUGAAUUAGGGGCAAUUAAAAUUUUGUGGCUAAAUGUUCAAUUUUCUUGGUGAUAAUGAUGCAAUGAAAUAUGUGUCCAAAGCAUCUCUUUUGUAGAUGAGAUACAAUCAUACAAUUGCCAUGCCAUAGCUAAUAUGAAGUAACAAUAUCAAGCUAUGGAUUAAAGUUUGAAAUAAUACAUAAUUUAAAUGACCAAAGUAAAAUAUUGGGC
Molecule: messenger RNA, 1630 nt
Organism: Cuscuta europaea
Lineage: Eukaryota; Viridiplantae; Streptophyta; Magnoliopsida; Solanales; Convolvulaceae
Source: the annotation of a GenBank genome assembly